This is a messenger RNA of Herpailurus yagouaroundi (jaguarundi), 3182 nucleotides long. RefSeq names its product translation initiation factor IF-2-like. The transcript is spliced from 4 exons. The record is from RefSeq and is a predicted model, not a curated record. Bases 320 to 1105 code for a protein of 261 amino acids. NCBI's taxonomy places the organism in Eukaryota, Metazoa, Chordata, Mammalia, Carnivora, Felidae.
CGCCCCCCGUUGCUGCGCGCGCAGACCCGGAAGACAUUUGCAGCCACUUCCGGGGAGAGUCGGAAGUCGUUACGGAUGCGGCAGAGAGUGGGCAGGGCCGGGAGGAGGGUGCGGUCUCCGCGCCCGCGGUCCGAGUGGCCCCCAGCAGCGCAGCCGCUGGCGACAUUUGGCUGGUGAUUCUGUGUCUUUGCUGCCUGCCAGAACUUCGUUCGCAAUUAAGGAGACGGGCCCCGCGGGGAAGGGGACUUGCCCGGGGUCGCACAGAGGGAAGGGUGCCGCUUGAAGCCACGCCUGGAACGGUCGGCGGGACGUAGGCCACAUGGCCGCGCCUCCGCAGCCACAGUGCGCGCACCGGAGCUGCCUGCCGUUCGGAGGCCCGGUGGGCAGCUUGUCGCACGUCGACCUCGCCCUGGCGGCGGAGGGCGGCCCGGCUCCUGGAGCCGCAAGCGUCCGUUCUGUUCGCGGACGGCCCGCCGGGACGGGUGGGUCCCCCGGGCCCGCCUGGGCUCGCCCGCUCCAGUCACUGCCUCUGCGGCCCCGGCACCGAAUGCAGGAGGUACCCGGCUUCGGCUUCGUUUUGCGUGUGUUAAACAGACUUCCUUUCCUCAAGGGCAGAAACGACCAGGGUUCAAGCCGGUCUGCAGCUCAGGUGAGCGGCCGCUCCACGCCUCACCCUUCCUGUCUAUACGGCGGGCACUCUGGCUGUGCCUACGGCGCACGGGGCCCAGUAGCCGGCUGGCCCUCAACAGCUGCACCCGCUACCGCUCCUGAGGGGACACGGCACGCGGACAGGUGGCACCAACUGGGACAAGGCCCGGCCGCACCGAGCUGGAAGAGUCCCAGGCCGGGGGCCACACUGGGACACGGGGGCUGGUCACUGCCGCCCUGCCUCUCAGCUAGACUAACUACCCCAGGUCGGGGAGCCACGGGACAGGGGCCGCGGCCUCCCCGGCACCCCCUCGCCUGGUCCACACCCAGCCUGCUGGCCUCCCGGGGUCUGGCCGUACUGCAGCCGACCGGCUCUUGGCUCAACCAGGGAACCUCUUGCAGAGAAGAGGACAGCAGCGGACCCAGCAGAGGGACCCUGGCCCCAGACCUCACCUGACUCAGGCCGCCAACACCCGCAUCUCUCCCGAAGGCAGUGUAUGCGCUUCGCUCGCUGCCCUUGCCUGGAAGAGAAAAGACUCACUGGGAGCUGACCCCGGGGAUGGCGCGUCCCAACGGCUGACCCACCACCAGGCACGUGCCUGCACAGAGCAGUCACCGGAUCAGUGCGCAACACCAACAGGGCUUUGGAGGAACCCUGGUCCCCCUGUCAGGCUCGGGGACAAGCAGAGGUCUGGAGAGACGCUGUCCCAAGAUGACCUACAGAGGAUUUGGUGAACUGCUGGGGGCCCCCGCGUGUGCUGCCCCCGAGGGGGGACGGCAGGGAUCUGCACUUGGCCUUCGCUUUCUCCAUUCACGGUCCCGAGGCAUCCACUCCGCAGAGUGCUGGGCUCCCAGGGGACAGGCCGGGGUCCCGUGCACCCGCAAGGUUCAGCACCAGGGCCCUGGGCUCCACCCAAGCUCCUGAAGAGCGUGUGGCGGCCCCUGUGUGGGCAGGCAAGGCCCGGACCUGUGGGGACGCAGCCUGCCCAUCGGUACCGAUGUCAACGGAGGCCUGGACCUACCACUGACCUGGCCUCGCGGAGGCAGAGGCCCAGGCUGAUCAGGACCCGAGCCCCUUAAAGCUGAUUCAGGCUGAAGCUGGGCGCUGGUGACGACUGAGUGGAAACCACAACCUGCCUUGACGUGAGUGAGGGAUUCAAGUGCUCAGCCGACUACUGGAUUUCCUCUCAAGCUACAGGAGAACGUUCCCCAGUUCCUUUAUACAGAACUACAAUUUCAGCCCAGCUCCUGGAGCAGGUGCUGCUGGGGGGAUGCCCCACGGGCUAUGUCCCCAGUCCCACCUCCCCAAGACCCAAGAGGCCAGAGGGGGGGUCUGUCCCGGUCCCGGGAGCGAACGGUGGUGCCCUGGCUCCCGUGCCCCCGGGGUCAGCAGGGCAACAAGGCCACGGCUCUGGGCUCGGCCCAGGAAGGCGGCUUCCCUCCCAGACUCUCAGCUCCCCUGCAACAGGAGCGGGUUGGGGUCCGGGCCCUGCGUACAGCAGGCACCAAACAGGGGCUUCCUGGGAGGCAGGACGAGGCUGGAGAGGUGUGGCCACGAGCCCCUCGGGCCCGGAGAAGGGACCUGAAGCUGUGCGCCGGGCCCGCACAUCAGGGUGGGAGGACCGCGGCCUCACUGCGGAGCUGGACCAGGCUGACAGCGACAGCAUGAAGCCCAGGGCGGCCUGGGUGCCACGUGCUGGGACUGGGACACAGCUGGGCUCUGGGCCCUGGUGACCAGGCCUGGCCGUGGGAAACUGCCCACGUCAGGAAGAAGCGGGAGGAAGCAACAGGCAGAAGGGAACCGGCGUCCCGGCAGGUGCACAGGCCACCCGAGGCCAGUGCUGGGCCAGCCUCCACCCUCCCGGUCUGGGAAACGGGCAGACAGCGUGCCCUCGGACGCUGCCCCCCGCUCCCUCCACAGGCGCCGCGCACCGUCGUGGGGACGUGCACGGCCACCUGUCCACCCAGGCCCCGCGGGUCCCAGGGGCCGGUACGGAGGGCUUCUGUGAGCAUCCCAAUCCCACAGUCGGGACACCGAGGGGACAGUACCCCCCUGGGUUCUGGGGGGGGGGGGACCACCUCCGUGAGUCGCCGGGACCCCCGAGCCCAUUCUCCCAUGGGCACCAGGCCAUAACCACCUGCGUCCUCUGCUCCAGGAGAGCCCCCUGCAGCACGGUGCCUGGAGUGUGCCGGCCACACCCGGGGGCCACACUCGAGCACGGGGGGGGGAGGGGACCGCGUGGCACACUCACCCGCGAGCCCAGGUCCCAGGAAUGUGGACGGAGACAGGCUGUCGUGGGGCUCAGGGAAGUGCGUGCCUUCGCCGUAGGCCUGUGGAGAGACACGCGGGCGUGAGGGGAAGCAGGCGGCUAGUGAGUGCCCGACUUGGGACUUGAACCCACGUGUCUGAGCCCAAAGCCACGGGACACCAGGCUGGCACGUGACUUCCCCGUGAGCCUCAGUUUCCCAUAUACUCCCCACGGUGGAGAGGAGAAAGCCAGGUCUCAGGCCUCACAGAGGUUCCUUACCCGGCU